Molecule: messenger RNA, 7504 nt
Organism: Danaus plexippus (monarch butterfly)
Lineage: Eukaryota; Metazoa; Arthropoda; Insecta; Lepidoptera; Nymphalidae
Gene: RhoGAP100F
Product: rho GTPase-activating protein 100F
Exons: 21
Coding region: 104-4126 (1340 amino acids)
Biological process (GO): signal transduction
Molecular function (GO): protein binding
Source: RefSeq, a predicted model, not a curated record
CUCGCGCGCUCCGGCCGCGUCCGAGGCGCGACCAGGAAAGCGACGCGAUGCGCGAGCUGCAGCCAGCGCGGCCGCCCCCGCAAGCGCCGCGCUAACGGUACCGAUGCAGUGGCGAAAACUGACCAGGUUGAAGUCUUCGCCGGGCGGACAGUCGCGAGCUCGGAGGAUGCUCUGCUGCGGCCGCAGGAAGGAAAAUGGGCGCGCGGCGCCGGACUUGACGGCAUCGCCGGGACGCGCGCCGCCCGGCCCGCCGCAGCCGCCCCGCGCCAACCACGCGCCGCCCUGCGUGCUGCAGCCAGACUUCCGCAAGGUAUCGGGUGUCAGUAAUGAAAUAUUCAGGCAAAUUGAGAUGGUGGAAAACGAUCACGACACCACCACUGCAGCGGCGCUUGAGGCGGUGGAGCGACGCGGUGAGAUGAUUGUACGAAUUCUUGAAUUGAGACAAGUCGGAAGAAAUAAUGUUGAAGCCGCCAAAAAAUUUUUUUCCUUACAAGAUGCACGUCACAUAGUUCAACUAGUGGAGAUCGUGAAGCGCCCUGGUCAAACCUUGGGCCUAUAUAUACGAGAGGGAGACGGUGGUGCUAGGACUGAUGGAGUAUUCAUAUCACGAAUAGCUCUCGAAUCAGCGGUAUAUAACAGUGGAUGUCUAAAGGUUGGGGAUGAAAUCCUGGCUGUCAACCUGGUGGAUGUAAGACGCAUGUCUUUAGACGAUGUCGUGAUUAUUAUGUCUAUACCCCGCAGGCUUUUAUUGUGCACUAGACAGAGAAAAGGAAAAUCGGGCCCUGGUUCACCAUCAUUACCCAGAUCUGAGCACAAACCACCUCCUGUUGUUGUUUUGAAAAGAGACUGCCGGGACGAUGACGACCACGAUAGAGUUGAUGGACUUUAUUCGCAACAUGGUACCUUACGUUCAACGGGAGGUCCUGGAAGUUCUGUGAGACCAGUUGGGGAUGGUAGAGAAGAAAGGAGUCGUUUACAACUUGGUGCAUUAUCACCAGAUUCCACUCCACUUGAUCUAUAUUACAAUUCACGACCACCCUCCGAUCAUGCUACGUGGAGUUAUCGGCCACCUCCGCCAGUUAUUACGGAGCAACCUAAAUCUACUGCAACACAUUUUGUGCCAUAUGAAAGGUCUUAUCCGAAUACUUUGGAAAGUCUAGCGGAAAAAGUUCAUUCCUUUUACCCAUCGGAGACUGGAGGGUAUAUACAGCAACAUGCUCAACCUAGCAGCAGUAUGCGGUUUGGUGGAAGAGUUCCACGUUCUGGUUCUGAGCAACAGCUCCCAAGGGCCGAAACUCAUUCUGACUUUGGCCGUCAUUCACUGCUUCGGUCUAGUUUGAAAGCCUCAACUGCUGCAGGGCCAGGAGCUUCCAGUUUGACAAGAUAUGGACAACGUUACGGUGGAGUAGGAAUGCCAGGUUCAGGAUUACCUGGUAGUGGACUCACUGGCACGGGACUAGGCGGUACUGGUUUAAGUGGUUCAGGAUUGCCUUCAGGGUUUUCUGCUACUGGCCUCAGUGGUUUGACUGGUUCCAGUUUAGUAGGGUCAGGUUUGGCAAGUUCUGGUCUUAGCAGUACGCUCACAGGAACUGGCCUAAGUUCAACACUUGGAGCAGGUUAUGGCACUACAGGGCUAGGCCUACCGUCAUAUGGAAGUAAAUUUGGAACGACUAGAAGAAAUCGAAGCUUGGAUUACUCUUCUGAUACUGAGGCAACAGCACCCACUAGAACUCCUUAUUACUCAGGCUUGAGUGGUUACAGGAGUAGUACUUUAGGAAGGGACAUAGGAUCGAAAUUUAAUUCUUUACCAAGAGAUGUCAGAGGAACUGGUCAAAGACUGGGACUAACUAGACGCACAGGGAGUGUACUUCAAGAUGAACCUGAACCGUUGUCUUCACGAUUAGACUUACGUUCCUCCAGAGGUCGCCUGCCUUCCUCUCCCUCAGUAUUUACAUCAGAUGAAUAUCGCGCAUGGUUAUCUCGAGCUCCAUCAACAAGUGCAUUGUAUGAAACACUUCGUCCUCGACUGCCUACACACUACUCAGCGGAAAAUAUACAUGAUGCACUUAAGAAUAUGGAAAGUGGAAGUCGCUUUGGAUCUUCUCUCGGCUUAGCUGGAAGGCGAAUUGAAAGGCCUCGUCAUUUACCAGCUAGAUCGUUAUCAUCGCAACAGUUGGGACCGACAGCAAGCGGAUCACCAUCAGCUCGGCGUGUGAGACAGCUUCUUGAGUUGGGAUCAAAAUUUACAUGCCCAAAUCCAAGUCCUGUACCAACACCAGGUUCAAGACAUCAACGACAUCUGGAUAUAAACCCGAAUGAGUUCCUAAAAUAUAAAGUGGACAAACCCGGUCAAGGAGGUUUAUCAUCGUCUAUGACGGGUUUGUCUCGGCUCUCUGGAGGUGUCUCUGGUAUGCUCUGGGUCCACCUUCUUGCUGGUAGAGGGUUGCGUCCAGCUCCUACUGGUUCCUCACCAGGCUCACCACCUUCAGGACCUCUUGCGCCACCACAACCUCCAGUAGCACCUCGUGAUCUAUAUUGUGUCUUAGAAUGCGAUCGCGUACAUAAAGCUCGUACAGUGGUUCGCACUGGUGAGUUGCAGUUUGAUUGGGAUGAGUCCUUUGAAUUGGAGUUGGUUGAUAACAGACAGCUAGAUGUACUCGUGUAUUCCUGGGAUCCACAACACAGGCACAAACUUUGCUUUAGGGGAGCUGUGACUUUACCAGAUUUAUUAGCUCGUUCGCCAUUUCAUCAACUUGCUAUAAAGAUGGAACCGCGCGGGACGCUAUACAUGCGAGUCCGUCAUACUGAACCACACGAGUUAUUCCGUCGCCGCGUAGCGCCUUCUCGUAUAGCUCCAGCACCUUUGUUUGGGGCUGAGUUAGAAGCAGUUGUGGCACGGGAAUUGCGACCACCUCACGCACCACCUGUACCGUUGGUGGUAAGACGUUGUGUUGAAGAAAUUGAGAGACGAGGCUUGGACAUUAUUGGACUCUAUCGCUUAUGUGGUUCUGCUAACAAAAAGCGUAUACUUCGUGAGGCAUUUGAGCGUAACGCACGUGGUGUUGAGUUGACACCGGACUCAGUUCCUGAUAUUAACGUGAUUACUGGAGUAUUAAAGGAUUAUUUGACCGAAUUGCCACAACCUCUUAUCAGCCGCUGUUUGUAUCAAAUGACGUUGGAUGCUUUAGGCGUUUGUCUUCCCGAUGAUAAAGAAGGCAAUGCUCGUCUCAUGGCCUCUAUAGUGGAAUGUCUUCCACGAGCCGCAAGAGCUACUUUGGUCUUCCUGCUUGAUCAUUUAGCAUUAGUUGUGGCUGCUCAAGAUCGUAAUAAAAUGUCACCUCAGCAUUUGGCUGUUGCUAUGGCACCUCCAUUAAUGUUACAUUCCCAGCCACCAGCGGAAUUAGAUUAUCAGCGUCCAAUACAUGUACUCCAAUGUCUUCUUCAAAUUUGGCCUCCACCGAAACGUUCAGUUCGGCGCGGCGAGCCAGCAACCGGGCCGCGUGGAAACAAAGUCAGUGCGUCGCCAGUGGCCUCAGCCACCCUCCCCCCAGGCCGAGCUCCGCCCUCAGUCAGUCCAUAUCGGCAUCAAGCGGCAGCAUCAGCAGCAUCUCCGCCGCCAGCUCUCUCGGGUCGUCCCGGAGUCGACCGCUCGCCGCCCGCACAUGUUCUCUCAUCAGUCAGGGGAGGCCAAUAUCGUCCGCAGUCGCCUCUUCGCGGCCCUCUGCCCGCUCCUCCUCGCUCCCGACAGGUGACGGUGUCAUCUCCCGGCUCCCCCAGCAGUAGCUCCGGGAGCCACAGCCCAGCUGACACGAUAAAGCAUGGCGGCUCUGUGUCAUCAAUACUACGUCAACCGGAACGCGCGAGCUCUCCUCGCGUAUCACCCAGACAAUCACCUCGCGCAUCUCCUCGGGAUUCUCCGCGUGGGACACCAAGGGAGACUACGCCCCGGGAAUCUCCUCGGCCUGCUAUACCAGGAACGUCGGCCGGUCUGGCCGUGACUCUGAAUUCCGAGCGGGGUUCGAGUCCACGCUACAGCUCCACCAAUCCAUUUCUGCAGCAGUAUGAUGCUGAGGAGGAGGCGGAGGCGUGGCGCGCUGCAGACAUAUUCUCAUCCACGCACACAUAGUGCUCAUAGCGAAUUGAGAUUUUCUAGUCAAUUUUUUUAUUGAAUCGAAAGAGUGCUACGAUUCUUCUGUAUAUUAUGUUGUUUGACGAGCGUGGUGCGCGUUCGAGAAAUGUUUGUUAUAUAUAGAGCGAGUUACGAUGUAUAUUAUUGUGAGAAUGUUUACCUUCUAACGCGCCGCUGCCCGCCGCCGCUCCGCCCUGUAGCAGCUAUAGUGUUUAUCGUAUUAUAUUGUACAUUGUAUAUAAAUAAAUACGUUUAUGUAGGUACGCUCCCAUUUUGUACCGUAUGGGCGAGGCCUCGGCGGAAGGCCCGAAGCGCUACACACAUCAUCCCACAUAUCAGAGGCUUGCGUACACGUUCGACACAAAAUUUUGGUGGUUCACUAUGGAUAACAUCAUAAUAUGUUAGGAACACUGAUUCAUACUAAUUAUAUAAUAGUUUAGAAGGGUGGGGAGCGCUUAGGCGUUACUCAUAGUUAGGAUAUGCUAGUGUCGAUCGUGAAUUCAAGUCGGUAGCUCGAGUAGGGAGAGUAUCGUAGAUCAGACGUGCGGACUGUCUUGAGACUGAGACCAUAUCAGAGUAGCUCCUACUUAGACACUCGAUGGAAAUCCAUCGUAGAACGAGCGAUUGCGUGGCAGAAGUAAAGGUUUUAGGCGAUUUCAAGUUGUUAUCAAAGUUUCGAAUAUUCCAAAUAAUCCUUGUUCAUUAAUAAAUUAAUAACUUUAAUACUUAUAACGGUAUAUUAAACUAAUAUAGAUUUUAGUAAAGCAUUUUUACGAGUCGCUAAUUCUAUGAGGGAUGGGAUUUUUUUUUAUAAUAAGGUUGGUCGAAAUCUCAAGAUCGGAGGUAUUAUUUCCGAAUUUCGAAUAAAAGAAAUGAUAUGUAAUAAUUUAUUAUUAUUAUUUAAUUGAAUCUUAAGCAAGAUGUUGCAAUUUAUAUUAAAAAUUUAUUUUAAAGAUGAACUAUAUAAAAUUUGUAGAUAGUGACAAAUUAAUUUACCGAAAAUAGGGAAUAGUAACAAGGAAAUUAAAUUGUUUAUUAAGAAUGGUUUCCCUCGAAGGCCUGCAUUUAAUGAUUAAAGGUUAGUUUAAAUUAUUAAGAAAUUCGUAAGUAAUAUCUCAGUUCUUAUCACUAGCGUCUGCUAGACAUAUAACAGUGGUAGAAAUUGACCAAUGACAGCACUGAUUAAAAUUUCACUGCCAUGAUUGGUCCAUUUUAAAUAGAGAACAUAUUACUAUAAUGAUAAUUACACCUAUUUAUAUGUCUUUCGGAGGCUGUUUGGUUACAAAUGGCUUUUGAGCAACACUUCAAGAGAAGUUUUGUUAUAACUGUUUAUAAAUAGCAUUGCACAAAGAACACGACUGAUAUGGGACACAACGUUUUUGAUACUUUACAGUUUUACCUGUUUCUCGUUUGUGAUAUACUAUGCGUUGACCUCGCCUUUUGUAACUAAAUGUUCGCUCAUGAAUUCUUAUUCUACUCUCACUAAUUUACAAACGGGGCAUGCCGCCUUCUUAUUCUAUGUUAAAGUAAUAUUAACUUAUAAAUAAAAGGUUGAACUCUAUUGUAUUGACAUGUUAUGAAUGUGCUUAUAUGAAAUUAAAUAAACUUAAUUAUAUGAAGAGAAUUUAUUGCUAGUUUAGUGUUCCGUAUGUAUGGAACUUAGAUGUGGUAGAGAAUUCAUGCACGGAUAUUUCUUUCAAUAAUCUCUUCAGAAGGUUGAAUCCAUGACAAUAUGAUUUUAGAAAUGAAUUUUUGAAAUCUAAUAAAUUAUAUGAGAUACGGUGUCGAAUUCAUAUUAUGAGAACAGCGCUAUAACAGACGCUUCACGUAACCUAACUAAAUGUAGUCUCAUUAGAAACAUAAAUCAUAUCUUACGCAUUACAAUAGCAUGAAAUAUUUUUUUCUGUAAUUUGAACAUCCGGCCGUGUCGUUGUUGCAUUUUCUUAUCGAAUUAUAAUAAUAAAAUCGUAAAUACAUCAUGUAUUAUAGACGCAUACGUUUUCGCAUUAAAAUAAAAUACUUUAACAGAAUUUAAAAUAUCACGAACCGUACAUAGGCUAACUACAUACGGAUUAACAAGGAAUAUUCAUUAAAAAGGGUGUUAUAAAAGCUAUGUAUAAGAUUUUGAUUUUCACAUCAAACAAAAAAGAUAUAGUUACAAAUCAUAUGUUUGGAAUUAUAAAAAUGUAUUUGUGAGUGGAAUAACUUAAUCAUGUUUCAUAAUAGAUUUACAACAGUGUGUAUUAGCCAUCAGUAUAGAUGUAAAUACAACUUGAAGUGUCGCUCGACAGUGCGUAGCCGGCGCAACCGCUGUAGUGUGUAGUAGCUCCGGCGCACAGCUUUCGUUGGCUUCGACACGCAUGCGCUCUUGAGAGAACGAUCUAUAGAUAACUAAUUAUAUGUUGUGAAUAUAACCUAGUCCUUUAAUCGAGAUGUUUCAUUGUAAUUUAUAUAUAUAUAUCGUUGCUGAUUGUUAAUAUAAUAGUUCUUGUUGUAUUCGUGUGUGAGAUUGUUUAACAUAAACAUUUUGGGAUAUAAAUGCUGUGCGUUUUAUACCGGAGAGCCGAAGCGCUUUGUAGGUUUGAUUAUAGCCGCGGAUAACGACGUGUUCAUUACAUUAAAAAUUAUAAAUACUUGUAUGGAGCUUUGUUAUGUUGGAAGUCGCUUUAAAUGUAAAACUUAUGGUCGAUGUGAAACAGAUUUAUAUCGCAUUAAUGUCUUAUUAUUUAAAUAGUUACUAUUAUUUUCUUUAACCGAUCUAAUUUAUAGAUGUUUGAAAUGUUAUCAAUAAAUUAUUUAAUAUGAUAAAAUUAUAUAUUUUCAUCUCAUUAAAGCGAUUAGGUGUUAGUAAAUAGAUAUAUUGUGUAGGGUAGAGAAUAAAAAAAAAAAUCUAUCAGAAAUCUACAAGAAAUCCAUUCAAUAGUAUUGACAGAUGGUGCCAAAAUAUUCCUUCCCUUACCUUCUGUGUUCAUUUUAAAUCGCUUACACAUUUGGCGGGCGUGCCUCCGUUUUGUAUGAUCAAAUCAGGUUAGCUUGACAUGAUUUGAGAUAUUCAAAAUGUAUGAUUUAAGAUCGCUUGGAAUGUAUGACGCAGCAUCGCAUAACCAAUAACCAAUAACCAAUAUUUUUAAAUGUGUCAUUGUAUAUAGUUAUGUUCUAUCAUUUAUGUAUGUUGAAUGUUCAUAGAGUAAUUUGGGAUGUUUCUCUCAAGGUCGUGUCCGCUGUUCGUUUGUGUUGCGGGGCGUUGGCCCAGAAUAAUAUCAGUAUUUCGAAAAUUUGGUAAAGUAGCGUUACUACGUACUUAACGUAUCGAGUAUACGCCGCUCGAUGUACGAGCGGCUGGGACACAGACGAAAAUAAAUAAUAUAACGUUAA